This is a messenger RNA of Daphnia carinata, 2999 nucleotides long. RefSeq names its product prickle planar cell polarity protein 3-B-like (gene Lmpt). NCBI's taxonomy places the organism in Eukaryota, Metazoa, Arthropoda, Branchiopoda, Diplostraca, Daphniidae. Bases 16 to 2559 code for a protein of 847 amino acids. Gene Ontology annotation, molecular function: transcription coregulator activity; zinc ion binding. The transcript is spliced from 10 exons. Gene Ontology annotation, cellular component: nucleus; Z disc. The record is from RefSeq and is a predicted model, not a curated record.
CAUGUGUGUGUGGCGAUGAGCUACGACAAAGAAGUGAGGGCAACAGUGGCCCUUUUGGGCGGCAGCAUGGCCACAAUGGCUGCCGGUUCGCUGGGUCCACCCAUAGGCUUACCAACGGGCGUAACAGGCCAAGAGCAGGUGAAGAGACGGGCGUCGAGCCGAUCGAAAACGUUCGCCAAAAAAGACGAGAAGAGGAACAGCGCGCUGGGUUUUUUCAAUUUGUUUAAUCGCAAAACGAGCGAUAAAACGAAAUCGGCCGUCUUUUAUUCGGAAAAUUCGUUGGACGGCGAUAGGCAGUCGAUCACGUCAUCGAAUCCGUCGCUCGUCUCACCCACCAGCCCGUUGCCUUAUCCGCUACAUCCGCUGGUGUCCAAGUCGUUCUCGUCCAGCGCCUUGCUCGUGCCUCAUUCGUCCGCGCACUCGGCCGACCUUUGCACGGCCAUCGAAUUCUCGUUGGCGGAGAAGGUGGACGGCACGGCCGAAAUGGACGACGAGCAAGCUCCGCCUUAUUACGACGAUAACGAUGUCAGCGACUGGAACGACUGGGACGAUAUUUUGACGGACGAUCCGCCUUCGCCGGAAUUCUCGCCGCGACAGUAUUCGCUGAUCCGGCGUCAGUGCAUCCGCCGCAAAGAGGUCGGCUCGUCCAGAUCGCUGGGCAAAAAGCGCAGGUUCACCUAUUGCGGAAUCGCAUCCCAUCAACAGGGACAGGUGCCCUCGUCGGAUUGCGGCUCAUUUCCAAUGGCUGCCGCAGUGCCGAACAAGUUCUAUCGCAACGUUUCGGCGCCGGUUACGUCAUCCGGAGCGGAAACCUCGUCCGAUUCCGACGACGACAACGACGACGACGAUAGCUCGACUAUUGUAUCGAACGACUCCAGGAGGGAUGCGGUAAACCACGACCAGCUAUCGACGUUGAUUGUCGAGAUUAAGGCGAUUUCGGCACCUUGCCCCAUCCACCCGAACAUGAGCCAGAAGCACUGCGCCAUCUGCAAGUGCCCGCGUGAUGUCCACGACGUCACCCACAAGGAGUCGGUCAACGUGCACGAUCGAUUGGGAUUGAACAAGGAGGAGGACGAGCAUCAGCACCAACAUCACCAUCAUCAACAGCACCCGCAGCUGCCGGCCAGCAGCAGCAGGGUCAUGCCUCUGAACAAGGGUCCCCGGCCGACGUCGUCCGACGUCUAUUCAUGGAUACCGGCCGGACUCGGUCCAGAUCGAAUCGACGGUUUUAUGACUUGCUGGCCUAAAGACAAAGUGCCCAAGAGAAACUCACAGGGCGACCGAUGGCGCGAGCACCAGCUGGCGUUUCAACUGCCCAGGCAAGAUUUGGCGUUGGCCUAUUGCCGUUACGUCGAGCCGCAGAAUCACGCCUCCUAUCAGGAUUUCGUGGCUGCCCGCAACGACAUCGCGCUCGAUAUCGCUUACGUUAAAGAGACCACCACACGUGCUCUGAAGUGUUAUGGUUGUGAAGGCAACAUUCCGGCCGGCUCGUUCGGCGUGAUGGCUCCAAAGUUUGGCGAAAACGUGGCUUGGCACCCGGCUUGUUUCCAGUGCACCACCUGCGCGGAAUUGCUGGUGGAUUUGACCUACUGCGUCCACGAAGACCAGCUCUACUGCGAACGGCACUACGCUGAGCAGCUGAAACCGCGCUGCGCCGCCUGCGAUGAGUUGAUUUUCAGCGGAGAGUAUACGAAAGCCAUGUCGAAGGAUUGGCACCUGGGACACUUUAGCUGUUGGCAGUGCGACGAGUCGCUGACUGGGCAGCGCUACGUCUUGCGCGACGAGCAUCCCUACUGCGUCAAAUGCUACGAGACCGUCUUCGCCAACACCUGCGACGAUUGCAACCGCAUCAUCGGCAUCGACUCCAAGGAUUUGUCGUACAAGGAUCGCCACUGGCACGAGGCCUGUUUCUUGUGCAACAAGUGCCGCCUGUCGCUGGUCGACAAGCAGUUCGGCUCCAAGGCUGACAAGAUUUUCUGCGGCCCGUGCUACGACUCUAUGUACGCGACUCGGUGCGACGGAUGCGGCGAAAUCUUCCGUGCCGGAACCAAGAAGAUGGAAUACAAGAGCCGACAGUGGCACGAAAAAUGUUUCAGUUGCUUCGUGUGCAAGACGCCCAUCGGCACCAAAUCGUUCAUCCCGCGUGAGCAAGAUAUUUACUGUUCCGGAUGUUACGAAGAAAAGUUCGCCACUCGUUGCGUCAAAUGCACCAAGAUCAUCACGACCGGCGGAGUAACUUACAAGAACGACCCUUGGCAUCGUGAGUGCUUCACCUGCACUCAUUGCGACAAGUCUUUGGCCGGACAGCGAUUCACUUCCAAAGAUGAGAAACCUUACUGCGCCGAAUGUUUCGGAGAACUCUUUGCUAAGCGUUGCACCGCUUGCACUAAGCCAAUCACCGGUAUUGGCGGCACCCGAUUCAUCUCUUUCGAAGACCGCCAUUGGCACAACGAUUGCUUCCAGUGCGCUAGUUGCAACGCGUCUCUGGUCGGUAAAGGAUUCAUCACUGAUGGUGCCGACAUCCUCUGUCCCGAAUGCGCAAAACAGCGCGUUCUCUAAAUGAACAAAGUUGUUUGUUUGUUUUUUUUUUUUUUUUUUACUUCUUAAUUUUUUUCGCAGCAGCAGUUCCUGGAGGGCGGGGAGAGGGGAAAAAAACGGGAAUUCUAAUAAUCGUUUUUCAUUGGACCGGUGACCAAAAACGAAAAAAAAAAGGGGCGAGGGAAAGAUGGAAUGACAUAAGUUAACGUAAUAAAUAAUAAAGAAACAUUUGGGCGUAUUGUAAAAGCGUUGGUAGCCGCAGACACGAAAACAGUUUUUCGUUUGUUUUGUUGGGUUUGUUUUUCCCAUUUUGUUAAUUGAUCCGUUAUUUAAAGCAAUGUGGAAAAGCUGGCGAUAAUACUAUUGAUGAUGAUGAUGAUGAUGAUGAUGAUGAUGAUGAUGAUGAUGUAAUCCCUCUCUCCCCUGCCGAGGAACGUGCCAAGCAGUUUUUAUUUUUCUCU